AUGUCAGUUAAGAUUAGCCAAUAUUGGUCAUUUCUUGAAUUACCCAUAUCCAAAUAUCUAAAUAAUAAUAAUAAAAAAAAGAUGAGAUUACUUAAAUUACCCAAGUUCAACGGAUUUUCUCACUUUUCAAAUAAUAAUUCUUUUACCACGACAAAAAAAAUUGAAUGUAUUAUCUGUCUUAAAUCACAACCAAAAUCUUUAUUUCGUAAAAUUACAACAAAUUGUAAUCACGAAUUAAAUAUUUGCAAAUUAUGUGUUAAUAAGUAUAUAACAGUUCAAUUGGAUUAUAGAGUUGAAAUAAAUUGUCCAUUUAAUGAAUGUCAACAAGAAAUUCAAUAUAAUGAUAUGAAAGAAAUCGCUAAUAAAAAAAUAUUUGAAAGAUAUGAUAAAAUAUUGUUAUAUCAAGAAUUAAGAGAAAUUCCAGAGUUUAGAUGGUGUAAAAAUCCCAGAUGUAAUUUUGGUCAAAUUUAUAUUAUUGAAGGAGAAUGUGAACCUAAAAUUACUUGUGAAGCUUGUGGAAAAGAAUCAUGUUAUAAUCAUGACAUCCCUUGGCAUCAGGGUUUAACUUGUACUGAAUUUGAUACAAAAAUCGAUGAGAACAAAGUGGACAAAGCAACUCAAAAAUAUAUUGAUAAAAAAACUCAACCAUGUCCCUCUUGUGGAGUAAGAAUUAUUAAGAAUGGAGGGUGUAACCAAGUUCGGUGUGGAAUUCGAAGUUGUGAUCAUUUUUUCACUUGGAAGUAA
Rhizophagus irregularis DAOM 181602=DAOM 197198 is the source of this 744-nucleotide messenger RNA. RefSeq lists its product as uncharacterized. NCBI's taxonomy places the organism in Eukaryota, Fungi, Glomeromycota, Glomeromycetes, Glomerales, Glomeraceae. Gene Ontology annotation, molecular function: ubiquitin conjugating enzyme binding; zinc ion binding; ubiquitin protein ligase activity. The record is from RefSeq and is a predicted model, not a curated record. Gene Ontology annotation, cellular component: cytoplasm; ubiquitin ligase complex. Gene Ontology annotation, biological process: ubiquitin-dependent protein catabolic process; positive regulation of proteasomal ubiquitin-dependent protein catabolic process; protein polyubiquitination.